UCCCAAGUCCCAAAUCAAAGUACCAAAAAACCAAAAUCCCUCUCUUCUCAUCACACCGUUAUAAAAAGCAGCAAACUUGAGGAAAAAUAGGAAGUGUACGUCGAAAACACAGGACCCUAUCCAAAUUUAUUUUUAUACAUUACUAUUUCUAUCCUUCUCAUAUAUUUUAUAUAAAUGAGAUAAAAGGGUGGAGCUUUAAGGCAGAAGAAAAAAGAAAGAUGGCUUUUGUUAGAGCUCAAAUGGGCAACAUGUUGCUCACUUUGUUGGUGGCAUUUUCAUGGCUUUGUUCUUCGGCUACUGCUUCCGUGGGUUAUGACCACAAAGCUAUAGUGAUUAAUGGGAAGAGAAGGAUUCUGAUUUCGGGCUCCAUUCAUUACCCGAGAAGCACUCCUGAGAUGUGGCCUGAUCUUAUACAGAAAGCCAAAGAUGGAGGUUUGGAUGUUAUUCAAACCUAUGUUUUCUGGAAUGGGCAUGAACCUACUCAAGGAAAAUUUCAUUUCGAGGAUAAUUAUGAUUUGGUCAAAUUCAUUAAGCUGGUGCAUCAAGCUGGCUUAUAUGUUCAUCUCCGAAUUGGUCCUUAUGUCUGUGCUGAAUGGAACUUUGGGGGAUUCCCUGUUUGGCUCAAAUAUGUACCCGGAAUCGCUUUUAGAACGGACAAUGGACCUUUCAAGGCGGCAAUGCAAAAAUUCACAACUAUGAUCGUCAAUUUGAUGAAAGGUGAAAGAUUGUUUGAAACACAAGGGGGUCCCAUUAUUCUUUCACAGAUUGAAAAUGAAUAUGGACCAAUGGAAUGGGAAAUUGGUGCUCCAGGCAAAGCUUACACCAAAUGGGCAGCUCAAAUGGCUGUUGGCCUUAGCACGGGUGUUCCAUGGGUUAUGUGCAAGCAAGACGAUGCCCCUGACCCUGUUAUCGAUGCCUGCAAUGGUUACUACUGUGAAAAUUACAAGCCAAACAAGGUCUAUAAACCCAAGCUAUGGACAGAAGCAUGGACUGGCUGGUACACAGAGUUUGGUGGGGCAGUUCCUCAUAGACCAGCCGAAGACAUGGCUUUUGGUGUUGCAAGGUUUAUUCAAAAUGGUGGUGCUUUCAUUAAUUACUAUAUGUAUCAUGGGGGAACAAAUUUUGGCCACACGGCUGGUGGUCCCUUCAUUGCAACUAGCUAUGAUUACGAUGCUCCUCUUGAUGAAUAUGGACUAAUAAGGGAACCAAAAUGGAGCCAUUUGAGGGACUUGCAUAAAGCCAUCAAGUCAUGUGAGCCAGCUCUAGUAGAAACUGAUCCUGCAGUGACAUCACUUGGAAAAAGUCAAGAGGCUCAUGUAUUCAGAGGAAAAACGGCUUGUGCUGCAUUCCUUGCAAAUUAUGAUACUAGAUCAACUGUAAGAGUGAGUUUCAACAAUUUGCCAUAUGACCUCCCAGCUUGGUCCAUUAGCGUUCUUCCUGACUGCAAAACUGUAGUUUACAACACUGCAAAGGUUAGUGCUCCAAGCUCACAGGUACAAAUGACGCCUGUGGUUAAAGGAUUCUCUUGGGCGUCAUUCAAUGAAGAAACUGCUUCUUCCAGUAGUACUGGUUCAUUUUCGUUGGACGGGUUACGGGAGCAAAUAAGCCUCACAUGGGAUAAAUCCGACUAUCUUUGGUAUACGACAGAUAUCACAAUAAGUUCAAAUGAAGGAUUUCUCAAGAAUGGGCAGCUUCCUGUUCUCACUAUCAAUUCAGCAGGCCAUGCCUUGCAUGUUUUCGCCAAUGGCCAGCUAGCAGGAAGUACCUACGGAGGAUUGGCAAAUCCAAAACUAACAUUCAGUCAAAAAAUAAAUCUGAGAGUUGGAAUCAACAAGCUUGCUUUACUAAGUGUCGCUGUGGGUCUACCGAAUGUUGGUCUGCAUUUCGAGACAUGGAAUGCUGGAGUCCUGGGUCCGGUAUCACUGAGGGGUCUCAACUCAGGAACAUGGGAUAUGUCAAAAUGGAAAUGGUCAUACAAGGUUGGUUUGACAGGGGAAUCAUUAAAUCUGCACACUGUUAGUGGGAGUUCAUCGGUUGAAUGGAGGCAAGGUGCAUUCUUGGCUAAAAAACAACCAAUGACAUGGUACAAGACAACCUUCAAUGCACCAGGAGGUCAUGCUCCAUUCGCUUUAGACAUGAAUACCAUGGGAAAGGGAGAAGUAUGGGUAAAUGGUCGAAGCAUUGGACGCCACUGGCCGGCUUACACAGCACACGGCAACUGUGGGACUUGUAAUUAUGCUGGAAUUUUUUAUGAAAAUAAAUGCCGGAGCAAUUGUGGGGAGCCGUCUCAAAGAUGGUACCAUGUUCCACGGUCAUGGCUGAACCCAACUGGGAACUUAUUAGUUGUGUUUGAAGAAUGGGGUGGUGACCCUAGUGGGAUUUCUUUGGUCCUAAGAACAAGAGGGGGCCAGUAAACAAUAAACAACAAUAAACGAAGCAUUUGGAGGACAUCAAUGUCCAACCAACGUAUAGCAACACUUUGUAAUUUACAAUAAUUAAAGAAAAAAAUAAAAUGAAGUUCCAGAUUGAUUCAUUAGCAGCUGCACAUUAGUAUUUUGCUAAGUGGUAAUAAUUGAAGCUCAGAAGAUUCCAGAUUGCCUUACCAGUCUGAUUCGACAUGGACUGAACACAACUUCAGAACCAGACAAUGAUCAAUCCUGCAAAUAGAAACUGUAGAUAGUGUGAAGAUGUUUGAGUUUGUACAGACAUUUUGUUGUAUGUCAAAAAAAAAAAGAAGAAAGCUUCAUACAUGUACAUACAUUACCAGUAAAGUUAAUUCUUUCUGAGUCUUCAACUUGCUGAGUCUCAAUGGCAGAAACAUUCCAGGAAAAAGCAAUUAACUGCUUUUUCUUUGCAGAAAUAAAUUGAAUAAAUAUAGUAAGUUUAGCUAUAAAGUUUACAUUGA
Humulus lupulus (European hop) is the source of this 2905-nucleotide messenger RNA. Its product is annotated as beta-galactosidase-like. The transcript is spliced from 18 exons. The record is from RefSeq and is a predicted model, not a curated record. NCBI's taxonomy places the organism in Eukaryota, Viridiplantae, Streptophyta, Magnoliopsida, Rosales, Cannabaceae. Gene Ontology annotation, molecular function: beta-galactosidase activity. Gene Ontology annotation, biological process: carbohydrate metabolic process. The coding region runs from base 219 to 2414 and encodes 731 amino acids. Gene Ontology annotation, cellular component: cell wall; vacuole.